AUGGAAAGAGAGGAAGAAAUCAGUGAGGAACAAAGAAAACGGGCCGACGCAAACCGGGCCGCUGCUCUUGCCAAACGCAAGGCCGCGCUCUCGAGCACUGAACGAGCCACUCAUCUCACAAACAACCCCUGGACACUCUUCAAAUGCCGCAAGCUCUCUCCCAAGGCCAUCGCCAUACCCAAGCAGCCCAUUGCUGCUGAUUCGAUCAAGACAAGCGUAAACCCGGAGAAAUUUCGCGCUCGGUUCGAAAUUUGCUCGCCGGAUUCUUUUUCAAUCACUCCUGUUCAUGUUGAGGGUUUUGUAUUUCCCGGCGAAGAUGUUUGCUUUCAGACGCUGAGCGAUCGUCUCUCCAGUGUUUUAUCUCGCGACACCCAGACCAUUGGUGGUGGCCAGUCCCGUGUUUACAGGCUUUAUGAUUAUCACUUGGUCCUGAAGUCAUUAAAGAAUUGCAAGGACAUUGAGUGUGAAGAGAUACCUUGGGGAACCUUGAAUGUUGUCGAGAGGCUUUCACAUUCAUUUAUUGCUGGACGGUGGAUACCUUGUAGACCUGAGCAUCUCCCUGAAGAGAAGGUAGAUGAGUUGAUUGGUGAGCUCCCCAAACCUUUGUUAAAUGCUUUAUUACCUUUUCAACUUGAUGGGGUUCGCUUUGGACUGAGGAGGGGUGGUUGCUGUCUCAUUGCUGAUGAAAUGGGGCUGGGGAAGACCCUCCAGGCUAUUGCGAUUGCAGGCUGUUUCAUGAAGGAAGGUUCCAUAGUAGUCAUAUGUCCUGCAAUUUUGAGACAUACAUGGGCUGAGGAGUUGGAGCGCUGGUUUCCUUGUUGUCUGCCUUCUGAUGUUCACCUAGUUUUUGGCCAUCAAGACAAUCCUGCACGGUUGCCUAAAAUUCCCAAAAUUGUGGUGAUAUCGUACAAUAUGCUUCGUCGUUUGCGAAGUAGCAUGUUGGAGCAAAAGUGGGCCACCUUGAUUGUCGAUGAAUCGCAUCACCUACACUGUAACAAAAAAGCAGUAGAAAAUGAUGAGCUAAAAGCUGUACUUGACAUGGCUGCAAAGGUCAAGCAUCUUAUUUUACUGUCAGGAACUCCCUCUUUGUCGAGGCCUUAUGACAUUUUUCAUCAAGUAAACAUGUUGUGGCCAGGUUUGCUUGGAAAGACGAAAUAUGAGUUUGCGAAAACAUAUUGCUCUGUCAAAUUUGCCCGAGGUUGUCAAGGAAGAAUUUAUCAGGAUUUCUCAAAGGGGACACGCUUGGAGGAAUUAAAUGUGUUACUAAAGCAAAGUGUUAUGAUAAGACGCCUAAAGGACAACGUUUUGCUGCAGCUACCACCCAAACGUCGUCAGAUUAUUAAAUUAGCUUUAAGGAAGUCAGAUAUAAAUUCUGCGAUGGUGACUCUUGGGCUUGAAAUUGGUGAUGCGUCUGUGGACACUAAUGCUGAAAGCGCUUCUUAUCAUGUUUCCGACAAAGAUGAAGAUAUUGACAUGAAUAAGAAAUUGUCGCUUAAGCUCUCGGCCCUUGGUUUAGCAAAGCUGGCUGGAUUCCUUGAGUGGCUCUCUAUACAUCCGAUAAUGGUAGAGGCAGAUGGAAACGGAACCUCCGAAGAGAGUUCCAGCUCCCACAAAAUGAUAGUAUUUGCUUAUCACCAUAAGGUUCUUGAUGGGGUGCAGGCAUUUUUAUGUGAGAAAGGAACUCAUUUUGUUCGUAUUGAUUGCACCAUAACUGGUAAUGAUAGACAGUCAGCUAUCCAGUCUUUCCAACUAUCAAAGAAGGUUAAGAUUGCGUUGAUUGGUAUUCGUGCUGGAAGCUCUGGGCUUAAUUUAACGUCAGCAGAUAAUGUUGUGUUCUUGGAAUUACCUACGACACCAGGAGAUAUUCAACAGGCUGAAGAUCGUGCUCAUAGGCAUGGGCAGACGAGACCAGUGAACAUUUACAUUUUUUGUGCAAAGGACACUUCGGAUGAGUUACAGUGGCAGCAGCUGAAUAAGAGUUUGCUUUCUGUUUCCUGUACAGUGAAUGGAAAGCAUGACGCUAUACAGGAAAUAGAGGUGGAGCGUGUUUCUUGUUUUGAGAACACCACAAAUACGAGUGAGAAGGGGGACCAACCAAUAAAAUUUCAAAAUUCUUGUUUAAAUCUUGAGUCGCACUCGCAACUUCCAGUGGCAUCUUGUGACACAAGCACGAAUGUGCUCGAUGCUAGUGAUGAAAAGCAUGAAAGUGGAAUCAUGCUAAAUGAAGAUAAGCGUGUCAGUGAAGAUGAACUUGAGGUGAAGAGUUCUAUGCAAUCAACCCAUCUUCGGUUUGAGGUAGUAAGCCAACAUACUGGAAGGAUCCACUUGUACUCCUGUAUCCCAGAAACUAAUUCAAGACCAACACCGCUUUUUAAGAAUUUUCGGCAAGAAGAAAUCGAAUGCCACUCAGUUGCAGAGAUUAAUGAGAAAACUGGUGAUAAGUCCCCUGAAGAUAUUUCACUGUAUAUUGGAGCUCUUAUGGAUUUCAUCAAGGAAUGGAAGGAGCUCAGGCCGAUUGAGAAGAAGAAAUUGAUGAAUAAACCUUUGCAACUUCCACUGUCUUAUGAACUCUGCUAUUUGAAUGAAAGCUCGACCCAUGAUGUUGAGGGACUAUUGAGAGGUGGAAGUAAAAGGCGUAAAACACCUGUGGCAGAGAUAAGCUGUCCAUUACCGUCAAAUGCUUCCUGGAGAAAAGUCAGCCUAAAUAGUGAUCAUGGUCAGAAAGAGAAACUCUACACUCAGGGUUGGACUGAUGUAAAUGAACCCCUCUGCAAGCUAUGCCAGACUCCCUGCAGGGGAAUCAAUGCUACAGUGCCUCAAUAUUUCGAGGACCUGUUUUGUAAUUUGCAAUGCUUUGAAGAGUAUCGCUCACGAACUAGCAGUAGAUUUCUUCGCCAGGAGCUUUUCAAAAUUGAGCAUGGCAUUUGCACAAAUUGCAAAUUGAAUUGUCAUCAAUUAGUGAAGAACUUGAAAACUUUACCAAUUGAGAAGCGAGAAGCGCAUAUCCAGAAAGAGGCACUAAAAAUAUCAAAACGCCAUAAACUGUAUGUUCAGCUUCUCUAUCAUCUGAUUUAUGAAUUGAAGCCUUCACUUGAGAACUUGAGGACCCUCUGUGUUGCUUGUCAUGCUGAUGUCACCACUGCACAGUGUUCCGAACGUCGUAUUACUAGAAACAAAGCAAAGAAACUACUCAAAGAGGCAAUGCAGGGCCUAAUUAAUGACGACAAGUGUACGAAAAUUGAUAAUGUGCUGCAG
Messenger RNA from Striga hermonthica, 3255 nucleotides. The record is from the annotation of a GenBank genome assembly. NCBI's taxonomy places the organism in Eukaryota, Viridiplantae, Streptophyta, Magnoliopsida, Lamiales, Orobanchaceae.